This is a messenger RNA of Choloepus didactylus (southern two-toed sloth), 1273 nucleotides long. Its product is annotated as synapse-associated protein 1-like. Gene Ontology annotation, cellular component: cytoplasm; synapse. The transcript is spliced from 10 exons. The record is from RefSeq and is a predicted model, not a curated record. Lineage: Eukaryota; Metazoa; Chordata; Mammalia; Pilosa; Megalonychidae.
AUGUUCCGGGGUCUGAGCAGUUGGUUGGGCUUGGAGCAGCCGGCGGCGGGCUGCAGGCAGCCGGAGAGAAACAGACAGCUGGAGGGAGACGCUCCACCCGAGCAGCACUCCGAGGAGGUGGUGGAGUCGGCGGAGGAGGAGCCACAGCCAGCGGGGGACCAGGAGCUCUUCCACCAGGCCAAAGGCCUCGGCAACUAUCUAUUUAACUUUGCAUCUGCUGCUGCAAAAAAGAUAACUGAAUCAGUUGCAGAAACAGCAGAAACGAUAAAGAAAUCGGUAGAAGGAAAAAUAGAUGGCAUCAUUGAUAAGACAAUUAUAGGAGAUUUUCAGAAGGAACAGAAAAAAUUUGUUCAGGAGCAACAUACAGAAAAGUCAGAAGCAGCAGUGCCCCCAUGGGUUGACAGUCAUGAUGAGGAAACAAUUCAACAACAAAUCUUGGCCUUAUCAGCUGACAAAAGGAAUUUCCUCCGUGACCCCCCGGCCGGUGUGCAGUUUAAUUUUGACUUUGACCGGAUGUACCCUGUUGCCCUGGUCAUGCUCCAAGAAGAUGAGCUGCUGAGCAGGAUGAGAUUCGCUCUUGUUCCUAAACUGUAAGCAGAAGAAGUGUUUUGGAGGAACUGCUUUUACUGCGUCUCCCUGAUAAAGCAGUCAGCACAGGUUACUGCCCUGGCCGCCCAGCAGCAGGCCAUGGGGAAAGAGAACAACAGCAGAGAAGAUGAUUUGCCACUGACAGAGGCAGUUCGGCCCAAAACGCCAACUGUCAUAAUCAAAUCUCAGCUUAAACCUCAAGAGGAUGAGGAAGAGGUUUCUACUAGCCCAGGUGUUUCUGAGUUUGUCAGUGAUGACUUUGAAGCCUGUAACUUAAAUCAGGAGGAUCUGAGGAAAGAAAUGGAGCAGCUAGUACUUGACAAAAAAGAAGAGGAGACGACUAUAUUGGAAGAGGAUUCUGCAGAUUGGGAAGAAGAACUACAGCAGGAACUUCAAGAAUAUGAAGUGGUGACAGAAUCAGAGAAACGAGAUGAAAACUGGGAUAAGGAAAUAGAGAAAAUGCUCAAAGAGGAAAAUUUGCUGUUUCCUGAAAUAAAAGAAUAAUCCUUAACACUCUGCAAACUGACAGUAAACUCUAGAUGUUCAGACUCAAUGAAUUAGAAGGCACAGAAGAGUAUAACUUUAUUGAAACUCAAAAUUGCUUCAUUAUGCUUUCAUCAAGCUGAAACUUGCUUCUACCUUUUUAAAAAAAGUAUACAGAACAGCUAUUCUAAUAAUCAAGAAG